Messenger RNA from Mobula hypostoma (lesser devil ray), 2302 nucleotides. RefSeq names its product 3-hydroxybutyrate dehydrogenase, type 1 (gene bdh1). Gene Ontology annotation, molecular function: oxidoreductase activity. Gene Ontology annotation, cellular component: intracellular membrane-bounded organelle. The coding region runs from base 109 to 1197 and encodes 362 amino acids. Gene Ontology annotation, biological process: steroid metabolic process. The transcript has 5 exons. NCBI's taxonomy places the organism in Eukaryota, Metazoa, Chordata, Chondrichthyes, Myliobatiformes, Myliobatidae. The record is from RefSeq and is a predicted model, not a curated record.
UGAGGCGGAGUCCAUCCGGAGUGGGAAGGGGUCUGCUUCGCUGUUGACAGCAUCUGCGGUUUGCUGGUCAGCAGACAGCCAGUCCGGGGCUGCAGGGAGGCGAGAAAGAUGACCAAGUUCUCUCGCCCGCAGAUGGUUGCCAUGGUGCUGUUUUCCUUCCUGCUGACCCUGAGUUUGGGCUUGUGGCUGCCCGAGAUGCUGAAGGCGUUUUUCAAGGUGUUUGGUUGCCCGGAGGAACUAGUGACCCAGAACAUCUUUCUGGUGUAUCUGAUGUUUGUGCUGUGCGUGGCGCUGCCUACUCUGCCCCGCGGCUCUGUGAAGGUUGAGGGCAAGGCCAUCUUAAUCACAGGAUGUGAUAAAGGAUUUGGUUUUGCUUUGACAGAACAUCUACAUGCCAAAGGGUUUUCUGUUUUUGCUGCCUGCCUCUUAAAGGAUAAAAAUGGCGAAGGUGCUCAACUACUUGAGGAGAAGAAAUGUGAGCGUCUAAAGGUUCUUCAAAUGAACGUAUGCUCGGAUGAGGAAGUGCUACAGGCGGUGGAAUUUGUAAGGAGACAUUUGAGGGAUCCGGAGAAAGGACUUUGGGGCGUGGUGAACAAUGCUGGCAUUUCCACUUUUGGCGAGGUGGAAUUUACAAGUAUGGCACAUUACAAGGAAGUUGCAGAUGUCAACAUAUGGGGAACCAUCCGAGUAACUAAGGCCUUCCUUCCCCUUAUCCGGCGAGCGAAGGGCCGUGUUGUGAAUGUCACCAGCAUGUUUGGACGCGUUGGAAUCUCUGGCCAGUCUGCCUAUUGUAUUUCAAAUUAUGGAAUGGAAGCAUUCUCAGACUGUCUGCGUUAUGAGCAGCGACGUUGGGGUGUUAAUGUCAGCAUAAUUGAGCCAGGGAACUGUAUAGCUGCUACCAACAUCCUUACUCGUGAUCGUAUUGAAAACAUAGCUCACAGACUAUGGGAUGAAACGGAUAGAGUUGUUCAAGAAGAUUAUGGGAAAGGAUAUAUUGAUCGACAGACAUUGGCAAUGAAGUCUUUCUGUACCAGCAGUUCGAAAGACAUGUCUUCAGUUAUUAAUGCCAUCACUGAUGCACUAACUUCUAAAUAUCCAUACACUCGUUAUAAACCAAUGGAUGCUUACUGGUGGAUUAGAUUGCACAUGAUGACCUACUUACCUACGCCAGUUGCCGACUGGUUGUACAGAAAUUAACCAACCUGUCAAUUUGUUACCAGGAUUAUCUGCUUCUAACAUAUUACGACAAUUUCCUCAUGCUUCCAGCUCUAUUACUUAGUGUCCAUUAACUAUUAUCCUGACCCAAGAUUACUCAGCAAAAUUGCAUAAAAGUUAACCUAGUUAUACUGUAUGUUUUAUAAGCACUUGAAUGCAAUAAUUUUUUACUUGAUGCAUUUUGCAGUAGAAAAUACUGCACGGAAUGAAUAUUGCAUCUUCACUUCUGACAACUGAUUCCCAUUGAGGAGCAGUGCACAGUGUGUGCCUUCACACCCAUUUCAUUUGCAAUUUUUUGUUGUAUCAUCACUGAUUCCUUUUAGAUGUGUCUGCAAUUUGUAAAGUGAUUUUCUAAUAUAAUGAACCGAAAAAUGCUUUUUAUGCAUUUAAUACACUGUACCAAGUUUUUCUGAUAUAUGAGAAUUUUGCUUAAGGUUUUCCCAGAAUUUAUCCACUUUGUAAGUUAAGGAAUGAUGUUGCAUAAACUUAAGUUUAAUCCUGACCUGCAAGGUUUGCCUGUGAUUAUAUAGCUUUCCCUCAGGUGGACCAGUUUCCUUGCACAUGCCAAAGAUGUGCAAGUUUGGUAGGUUAAUGCCUAUUGUAAAUUGUCCCUAGUGCAAGUGGGUUUCAGGAGAAUUGGUGAGGUAAGGGUUGACAUGAAGAGUUAAUUGGGAUAAGAGAAGAAGUAAUGAGAGCAGUGUAAAGUUAGAAUGGGUGGGUCCUUGAUGCUUGAUACACAUGUAGUGGGCCAAAAGACAGCCUUUUAUGCUGUAUGAUUCUGAAAUUUGUCUUGUUUGUACUGUUUGUUGAAGGUAACUAUCCCAGAGAAUUCAUGGAACUUUAGUAGGGGCCAGGGCAUUCGUGAGAGAUGCUUUUUUUCUGAUUUUAACUGUAUGGAAGUGAAUUUCCCUGUUGUAGGUGAAACUGGUGUUUUCAUGUACUGUAUUCCAGAGCCAAAUAUUGAGCAUAUUCAUGAUAUAAUCUGGGAUGUUGGACCUUCCACAAGAAGAGUACAAUUCCUCUCUCUUGAUCUCUUAUGAGCCUGCGAAGUAUCAUAAAAUAAAUUCACUAAGCUUUAAACCUAAUG